GAGAAAACUGAAAUGCAAUUACAAAGUGUCCGGUGGUAGACCGGAAAAAAGAAAUUAUUGUUGCAUUUUAAAUUUCAUCAUUUACUUUGCCUUGCCAAAGAGAAUAAGAGUAGCAGUCCUAAAGUAAAUUCUAAACCAAUAAAAUGUCCAUAGUUCGUGUGAAAAAAGCCCGAGUGAAUUUUCAAAGAGAUUUUCGCGACUUUUGCCAUUUGCCAAAUUAUUUAAUGCGAAUUUAUGGCAGAGAUUUCUCGGAGCGCAAACGUACAAAAUGGCAAACACUCUUGCUGAGGCUGUAUGCUGUGGUGACCGUUUCCAGUCACAUCUAUUGUUUCUAUUUCAUUUCGCAGCAGGUCUUCUUGAUGUUUCUGUCUGGAGUACCAAACUUGGAAUUGUUUUUACGUCUGCUCUCCGGUUUUAAUUAUGGCCUAUUUGCGAUAAUGAAAUAUUUGGCAUUUAAAAAUCGUAUCACGGAUGCUGCAGCUAUUAAUCGAGUGUUGAGGGAAAUCUAUCCUAAAGCUGGAAGGGAGCGAAUUUUGUAUCGCGUUAAUGCAUUUUUCUGGCCCAAAUGGAUGUUGACGGUGAUUUAUUUCUAUUUCGGGGCAGUGGCAUUUAUUGUCCUUUCGCCGCUAUUGGAAAGUGUUAUUGUGUUUGUAAUUGGUGUCGGUCGCUUGGGUUGGAAUGAGGCCCAAUUUGGCUAUAUUAAACUAUAUGAUAUUCCCUAUAGUUUCGAUCAUCGCAGUCCAUUUGCCUAUGUGCUCACCUACAGCAUAGAACUGUUCCACGCCCAGUUUGUCAUCAUCUGUAAUGUUUGUGGAGAUAUUUGGCUUCUAUGCUACGCCAUGCAGUUGUGCAUGCAUUUGGAUUAUUUGAUCAAGAUUUUGGAGCACUAUGAGCCUCGUGUGGAACAUCAUUUAAGGGAUACACAAUUUAUUGCAGGGUUUUCACAAAAACAUCAAAUUUUAUUGAACAUUGCAGAUGAUGUCAACACGGUAUUUGGUGUCCAACUGCUACUAAUUUUGAUAUCCACUGCUGCCACAAUUUGCUGUGCCGGCAUUUACACCUUGACACAAGGUGUGGGGAAGGAACUGCUGGAGUACGUUGCCUUUCUGCCCUGUGUCGUUGGCCAGUACUAUUUGAUUUGCUUCUAUGGCCAAAGACUUGUUUCGUCUAGUGAAAAUGUGGGUGCAGCUGCCUACAAUCAUGCCUGGUACAAUGGUUCGCCAUCAUAUAAAAAAUCAGUUUUAGUUAUUAUGACUCGCUCACAGAGGUCGAUGAAAUUGAAAGCCUAUGGCCUUAGUUCUGUUAGUUUAGGAUCAUUUCGGAUGGUUAUGAGUGAAAGUUAUCGGUUUUUCGCUGUGCUUAAACAUGCUGUUUUCGAUAAGAAGAAUUGAUGGGCGAGAAUGUUGGUUUGCUUUUAAAUAAAAUAAAUAAUUACAUUUUUUACUAUAUUUUUUAACAAUAAAAUAUUAAC
Musca domestica (house fly) is the source of this 1471-nucleotide messenger RNA. Its product is annotated as odorant receptor 49a-like. Gene Ontology annotation, molecular function: odorant binding; olfactory receptor activity. Gene Ontology annotation, biological process: detection of chemical stimulus involved in sensory perception of smell; sensory perception of smell. Bases 144 to 1391 code for a protein of 415 amino acids. Lineage: Eukaryota; Metazoa; Arthropoda; Insecta; Diptera; Muscidae. The record is from RefSeq and is a predicted model, not a curated record. The transcript is spliced from 4 exons. Gene Ontology annotation, cellular component: plasma membrane.